AUGAGCUCCACGGGCAACGUCGCCGGCGGCGGCAAGAAGGUGUCGUGGCCGGAGGUGGUGGGGCUGCCGGCCGGUGAGGCCAAGGCCGUCAUCCUCAAGGACAAGCCCGACGCCGACGUGAUCUUCGUGCCUUUCGGGGCGGGGGUGCAGCAGGACCUCAGCCUAAACCGCGUCCGUGUCUUCGUCGGCACCAUCGCCAGCGUGGUGACCGUCGUCCUCGCCCCAAAGGUUGGCUAG
This is a messenger RNA of Triticum turgidum subsp. durum (durum wheat), 237 nucleotides long. Lineage: Eukaryota; Viridiplantae; Streptophyta; Magnoliopsida; Poales; Poaceae. The record is from the annotation of a GenBank genome assembly.